This is a messenger RNA of Sodiomyces alkalinus F11, 1447 nucleotides long. Its product is annotated as Metallo-hydrolase/oxidoreductase. The transcript has 2 exons. Lineage: Eukaryota; Fungi; Ascomycota; Sordariomycetes; Glomerellales; Plectosphaerellaceae. Bases 212 to 1399 code for a protein of 395 amino acids. The record is from RefSeq and is a predicted model, not a curated record.
UAGGAGCAUAUGGGUGUCACGCUGACAUCACAUCAGUUAUGUACCGUCAUACAUCAUUAGGGGAGCCUUUUCUCCCUGGAUGGUCCAAGGGAACUUGAAGAGCAGCCAGUCGAGUAAACCAUCAUGAGGUGUCCCCAACUGUCAGACAUCUUUCGUCUCAGAUGGCAUGACAUGAAGUUGCUCUAUCCCUAAACAUCAAAACAAACCCAAGAUGAAACACCUUACCCUCGAUCCAUCGAAGCGGAUUCCCCUGCUCCGGGAGGACGCGAAAGGCGGACUAGUUCAGGAACGCAAGCCGCCGGAACCCAAGAGCAUCAAGGGACGGUACGGACCGGCAAGCGGCAGUGGAGCCGAGGACGCGAGCGUCUUCUUCAUCGGCACGGCGACGACGAUCCUCGAAUGGCAGGGGAUUCGCAUCUUGACGGAUCCCAACUUCCUCCACGCGGGCGACCAUGUCCAUCUCGGCCCCGGGGUCACGGCCGAGAGACUGACUAACCCGGCAGUUGACUUGCAUGACCUCCCCCCACUCGACGUCAUCCUGCUGUCCCACUACCACGCCGACCACUUCGACCAGCUGGUGGAGAAGUCGCUGCACCGGGACUUUCCCAUCAUCACCACGCCUCACGCCAAGGGGUGUCUGACCUCGUCGGAGUAUAAGACGGAGGACGACGGGGGCCCGUUCCGGGCAAUCCACGCGCUGGAUGCCUUUGCUAGCAUGAUGCUCGAUAUUCCCGACGGGCAAGGACCUAAUGAGGGAGAGGAAACAUCGGAAGGGAACGAGAACCGGGGUGAGAAAGGAGAAAAGAAGAAGCGGAAAACGCGCAUCAAAAUCACGGGGAUGCCCGGAAAACACGUCCCGCCCGGACCGCUCUCGAUUGUCAACGACCUCCUAGGCGCGGUUCCGCCCACCAACGGAUGGAUGUUGGAGCUCGGCUACGGCCCCGGGGAGAAAGGCGGGGAGGAGGAGGGGGAGGAGGAGGAGGGGGAAGAGCAAGAGAGCGAGGACGACACGGCGAAGACGGGCUACCGGAUCUACAUCUCGGGCGACACGCUUUUCGUGGACGAGCUGAAGAAGAUCCCCGAGUGGCUAAAGCAGCAGCGCGUCGACCUGAUGCUCCUGCACCUGGGCGGCACCACCAUCCCGAGCCCCAAGAUGCCGCUGCUGAUGGUGACGAUGGAUGCCGAGCAAGGCCUGCGACUGAUGCGGCUCGUGGACCCGGAUGUCACCAUCCCGAUCCACUACGACGACUACGACAUGUUCCUCACGCCGUUGGACGAUUUCAAGAAGGUCAUCGAGGAGGGGAAGCUGGAGGACAAAGUCGUGUAUCUGGAUCGGGGGGAGCAGUUUCGGUUCAAGGUGCGGGGUGGCCUCUCAGCAUCGCCCAGUAGUGUCCUUUGAGAUCUCUCACGAGACUGUCGCAUCCGCUGUAUCGACCGUGCCAGCACU